This is a messenger RNA of Diabrotica virgifera virgifera (western corn rootworm), 2022 nucleotides long. Its product is annotated as probable G-protein coupled receptor CG31760. Gene Ontology annotation, molecular function: G protein-coupled receptor activity. The record is from RefSeq and is a predicted model, not a curated record. Gene Ontology annotation, biological process: G protein-coupled receptor signaling pathway. Gene Ontology annotation, cellular component: membrane. The transcript is spliced from 11 exons. The coding region runs from base 28 to 1959 and encodes 643 amino acids. NCBI's taxonomy places the organism in Eukaryota, Metazoa, Arthropoda, Insecta, Coleoptera, Chrysomelidae.
AAAGCUCACAGACAUAACAACACAGCAAUGGGAAAUCGCAUUCCUCAAGAAAUUCUCUCAGUACGAUAUGAAGACGGGAAAUGGUCAAAACCUUAUUACGACUGUGGUGGAGGUAACAUCUGGAUGUUAACGUACACCGUGCCCUUCUUUGGAUAUGUCAACAGUACCUACAUAUUCAAGGGUACAAGCGGUAUAGACAUCGACUUACGACGAGUAGAUAUUGAUCAGUGUCCUCUUCCAAAGGGAGGCACACAGCUAAAUAUUUUUGCCGCAUCAGAUAAAUGCAAGAGAAGAACCACUAUGUGUGUCCCAAUUCCAGGAUUAGGAUUCCGGCGGGGAAGCUACAAGUGCGUGUGCAGACCUGGAUUCUAUUUUCCAGACAUAAAGGCCGAAAGGCGGUAUUACAACGGGACUGUCCUGGAGGAGGAGUACGAGAAGCGUAUGCUGGGCGAAGACAACCAAUACGAUAAAGAAGGGAUGUUCGAAUGUCUGACUUGUCCAGAAGGAUGUGAAUCGUGUGAGGAUGAACGGCCCUGUGUGGUUACUCUAAACUGGGUUAUGCGGACGGUUAUUUUGAUUCUCUCAUGCGUUAUCAUUUGCUGUUUGCCCAUUGUUGUCUUUUUCACUUGGAAAUACGGAAAUGUCAAGGUUGUUCGUGCUGCAAGUCCUGUUUUACUCCGGGUGAUAGCACUGGGAGCCUUCUUCAUCUACAGUACUAUGAUUGUAAUGUACCCGAAACCAACGGUAUACACAUGUACCGCACGAGUGUGGCUUCGCGAAAUUGGUUUCUCCCUCACCUAUGGGGCUCUAAUGCUGAAAACUUGGAGAAUAUCCGUUAUAUUCCGAGUUCGUUCAGCUAAGGCUGUUAAGAUCACGGAUACGAAUCUGCUGAAGAGGCUGGGCGUAAUACUGACAAUUUUUACCGCUUUCCUGAUAAUUCGCACCCUGGUUGCGCCCCCUGUCGUCAUCGUAGGAAGGACCGCCGAUGAUCUUAAGGCCUAUCUCUGUAGGACGGAUUGGUGGGAUCACUUGUUCUCGACAUUGGAAGUCCUCUUUUUGGUUUGGGGAAUCAGACUGUGCAUUGUUGUGAGAAAAGCGCCAUCCGAGUUCAAUGAAAGCCGAUUUAUCUCCAUGGCAAUUUACAACGAGUUCUUAUUAUCAGUGUUUCUUAAUAUAUCGAUGUUGUUCUUGCAGAAACCCGCUAAUCCUGAUUUAAUGUAUAUCAUAUUCUUCUGUCAUACCCAGCUGACAGUAACACUGCUUCUGUGUCUAAUAUUUGGGAGUAAAGUAUUCAUGGUGUUUAAAAAUAAAGGUAGAACUGAUGAGAGCUCAAUGGUGUCAAAAAUACCGUCUUCAAAAUUCAUCACCAAAAGUCGCUCUGAUAAUCCGCAAUACAGUACCAACUCUUCGACUGGAGGAGGACCAGAUUUUACGUACUCUAAAUACAAUGAACAAGACGUCCAAGAGGAGUUUCUCAGACUCUAUACUCAACUUGAAAUACUACGUGAAAGAAAUAUGAGAAUGGGAAACAGACAUUUGGCUUCAAAAAUAAUCGCAAUGCAAGACGCAGCUAGAUCGCAUGACAGUUCGGGUCAGAAUCCCAUUAAUUCCAGUACUAGUCUUGCUGCUAUUGCCGACACUACCAUAGAAGAUGUAUCCCCAAUAAAAAUAAAGAGACAGAGUGUAUCUUUCGCCGUUGAAGCAAAACCGAAUGCAAAUGGAGAUACUCCAGUAGUAAAAGGCGAGAAAGAUGAAGAAGUCGUGACUACAACAACUGAAGAGACUAUUGCAACAAGUUCAACAUAUCCCACUGCAUCACCUGAAACGAAACAGAAAGAAGCAAAAAAUUCCGGAUCUGAUAGUAAUGGUCGCUAUCUUAUGUCUGGCCAUGCAAAAACCCAUUCUAUUGUUAUUAAUUUAGAUGAUAAGAGCCGUUUCACUGAUGAAAUAACUGUUUAAUAUGUUUUUUUAUUUACCAUGUACCUGAUGUGAAAUAAAGGUUGUAUCUAGGUAUGUAAACAA